AUGGACGACGCAUCGAAGACACAAGUGAACUCGCAAAAAAACCAGCCGGAGUCCUCGCAACCAGAGCUACCACUAAGCCAAAUUCCUCUGAAGACGUCACGAAAACGACAGAUCGAAAGCGAUAGCAGCAACGACGAACCUCGACUGACACGAGUACGAUUAACACGGAGGAACUUAGCCACUUUUGACAAGAUGGGUAAGAAGAAGAACUCAGACCCCACGGACGGAUCGUUGACAACUACGAAGACUACGUCGACAACAUCGUCAGGAUUUGCGAUCAAGGCCCGCAAUAACGGCAUCCUCCAUCCCGAUUACUCCAAACCCCCUAUCAACCUCGACGACAUUCGCAAGCGACACGCCAGAACACGGGCGACUGCCUCGCCUCCUGAAUCCACAUAUGAGGACUAUGUGAAUCAAGUCGACAGAGCUGGCAACGAAGCGACCUUGGUCGCCGAUACUAGCAGGAAGCUGCUUAAGGAAUAUAGCGAUAAAGGCUAUAAUCAUACCUACAACCGACAGUUCACAGACUUCCGAAAAGCGUCGGAUUUACCGACGGUUUAUCCGCCCCACAGCCCAAUUUCGUCGAAGGACUUGAGACAGAAGGAAUUCGCCCACGAUCCCCGUUCUCUUGCUCUGCCACAUUUUGCUGGAGAAUGGAAGGGUCCCGAUGGGAGUAUCGACGAAGCUAGAAUGCAGAGCGCCUACGAUGGAGCUGCGCUCGUUCACGCGAGAACAAAAGCACUCGCUCACAUGGGAAAAGAAGAUCCCCCAGGUCAUGCAGAAAUCACGACAUUCACUAUAGACGGCACUAACCUCAACCUGUACGCUCAUUAUGCUGCCCCAUCAGCCGAAGAUGGAGACACGCUCCAUUAUCACCAGUACCCUGUAUCGUCGAAGAACCUCACGAGCACCUAUCAAGGUUACAAGGACGGAAGGAAAAGUCUGAGGAACGCCCAAGACAACGCCAAGACCCAAUCCGAGCAACUGAGAGACCAGCUGAAGCAACAUUGGAAACAGCACCGCAAUCAACUCCCACCAGUCGCUGAAGGAGUUGAUCAGCCAGACGUAGAGCUGCCACCGCACACAACGGACGGAUACGAAGACACGUGUCCGCACGUACUGCAAGAAGAAGCAGAAGACGACUACGAGAUCAUCCAGCCAACGACAAACAGAGAGUCUUCGCAUCGUCACCAUUCAUCGUCGCUACACUCUUCGAAAUCGCACCGUUCGUCGGCACAUCACUCAUCCUCCACAUCAACGCACCACUCAGCAAAUCACAGCAGCAGUCACAAACGAAAAGCCCCAUCCUCACAGACAUCGUCCCACGGAUCCCCUGGACACACAAGCAAACGUAGAAUCUAA
This is a messenger RNA of Exophiala mesophila, 1362 nucleotides long. RefSeq lists its product as uncharacterized. Bases 1 to 1362 code for a protein of 453 amino acids. The record is from RefSeq and is a predicted model, not a curated record. Lineage: Eukaryota; Fungi; Ascomycota; Eurotiomycetes; Chaetothyriales; Herpotrichiellaceae. The transcript is spliced from 2 exons.